AUGAGUGAACUUAAAAAAAGGAAGAAAAAAUCUAAGGAGGAAAUUGCCAAGGAGUUUGAUUUGCCUGAAAGAAAAAGUAAAAUCGCCACUAUAUACAAACAAGAUGGACAGGCUUAUUGCUUAUGUAGAUCAUCAGACUCGUCGCGGUUCAUGAUUGGUUGCGAUGCUUGUGAAGAGUGGUAUCACGGCGAUUGCAUUAAUGUUUCGGAAAAGGAAGCAAAACACAUUAAGCAUUACUACUGCCAGCGAUGCAAGGAAGAAGAUCCGUCGUUGCAAACGGUCUUUCGAUUAGUCCCAGUGGCUGGCCCAACACCUAUUCCGGAGGAAAAAAAGCCGCCAAAGAAAAAGAAAGAAAAACCCAUUGGCAGUUCUUGGGAAAAACGGUGCGGAAACUGUGAUGGUUGCCUGGCAGCGAAUUGUGGUAACUGUGACGGUUGUUUAGAUCAUUCAAAACACGGCCGCAAACAACGGUGUGAGAUGCGCAUCUGUAGCAACUCUAGUACUAGAAAAAAAGAUCGGGCCGCUGUAAAAGCCGCCGGUCGAAACAAGAGAAGAAAACGUUCGCUUACGCCAGAGUUGAUUCGAAAUCCGGCACUAGAAGGUGAUCGGCAAUGUUUUGGUCCCGGUUGCAUUAUGACUGCCCGACCUCAAUCGAAAUAUUGUUCGGAUGAGUGUGGCAUGAAAUUGGCAACAAGCCGGAUUUAUCAGGUAUUGCCUCAGCGCAUCCAAGAAUGGUCGCUGAGCCCGGCCGUUGGCGAGGAACAAAACAAAAAAGCGCUGGAGUCGAUCCGUAUGAAACAAGCGAUUGUUAGAGCCACGCUCGCAGAGCUCGACAAACGACAUGCGGAGCUGGAUCUAUUGGUUGAACGGGCAAAGCGGUGCACGCUGGAUCCGAAUGCCUUGGAAAAUACCGACGUGGAGGAUGAAAUGUCGAUGUACUGUAUAACGUGUGGCCAUGAAAUUCAUUCAAAAACCGCGAUUCGGCAUAUGGAGAAAUGUUUCAACAAGUACGAGAGCCAGGCAAGCUUUGGCAGCAUCUUUAAAACGCGUAUCGACGGCAAUUCUAUGUUUUGCGAUUUCUACAACCCAGCAAGCAAAACUUACUGCAAGCGCCUUCGUGUGUUGUGCCCGGAACACUGUAAGGACCCCAAGAUUAACGACACGGAUGUUUGCGGCUGCCCCUUAGUGCGAAAUGUAUUUCAAUUGACGGGUGAAUUUUGCCGAGCUCCAAAAAAAUCUUGUUUCAAACAUUAUGUGUGGGAAAAGAUUCGACGUGCUGAAAUAGACCUUGAACGAGUACGGCAAUGGUUAAAAAUGGACGAACUGGUUGAGCAAGAGAGACAAAUCCGCCAGGCCAUGGCAUCACGAGCCGGAGUACUAGGACUCAUGUUGCACUCAACGUACAACCAUGAUAUAAUGGAAAAGCUGUGCACUGGCAAGUUUUAG
Anopheles marshallii is the source of this 1446-nucleotide messenger RNA. RefSeq names its product CXXC-type zinc finger protein 1-like. NCBI's taxonomy places the organism in Eukaryota, Metazoa, Arthropoda, Insecta, Diptera, Culicidae. The transcript is spliced from 4 exons. Gene Ontology annotation, cellular component: Set1C/COMPASS complex. Gene Ontology annotation, molecular function: zinc ion binding; DNA binding. Gene Ontology annotation, biological process: positive regulation of DNA-templated transcription. The record is from RefSeq and is a predicted model, not a curated record. Bases 1 to 1446 code for a protein of 481 amino acids.